Neofelis nebulosa (Clouded leopard) is the source of this 1709-nucleotide messenger RNA. It is a transcript of the gene CRTAM, whose product is annotated as cytotoxic and regulatory T cell molecule. The transcript has 10 exons. Gene Ontology annotation, cellular component: plasma membrane. Lineage: Eukaryota; Metazoa; Chordata; Mammalia; Carnivora; Felidae. Bases 73 to 1275 code for a protein of 400 amino acids. Gene Ontology annotation, molecular function: signaling receptor binding. Gene Ontology annotation, biological process: positive regulation of natural killer cell mediated cytotoxicity directed against tumor cell target; cell recognition; detection of tumor cell. The record is from RefSeq and is a predicted model, not a curated record.
UCCUGCCUCUCCCCCUUCAAAAGAAACCACUCUGCUCCAUUUAUUUCAGAAUCUAGAGGAAGUUGACAAAGUAUGACAACAGCACGGCACAGUAUGUGGUGGAGACUUUGCAGCUUGCUGGCUUGCUUCCCCUUACAAGAAGCCUUUCUGACCAACCACACAGAAACAGUCACCGUGGAGGAAGGCCAGACGCUCACUCUCAAAUGUGUCGUUUCUCAGGGGAAGACCACAUCCCUGCAGUGGCUGGCCCCAUCAGGGUUCACCAUUUUUUUAAAUGAGCAUCCUGCUUUAAAAAAUCCCAAAUACCAGCUUCUGCAUCACUCCGCCCAUCAGCUCUCCAUCCGCGUGCUUAAUGUCAGCCAGCAAGAUGAAGGCGUGUACAAGUGUUUACGAUACGGCAGCUCCGUGAGAACAAAGGAAGUAAAAGUGAUCGUGACAGCAACUCCUUCCGCACCAAUCCUGGAAGCUUCAGUUACCAGAAUGCAAAAUGGAAAAGAACACGUUACACUUAAAUGCUCCACCGUGAGAAGUAAGCCCCCUCCGCAGAUAAGUUGGAUUUUAGGGAACGACCUAGAGCUCUACGGUGAAACCCACCAUGAAUUUGAAACCGAUGGGAAGAAAUGUAACAGCAGCAGCAUCCUCAGAGUCCACACGUACAGCAAAAACUCAACAGUGGACUGCAUUAUCCGACACAAAGGUCUACAAGGAAGAAAACUGGUGGCACCAUUCCGAUUUGAAGAUAUGGUUACUGAUCGAGAGACAGCUUCAGAUGCCCUGGAGAAAAACUCUCCAUCGUCUGCAGACCCUCAGCAGCCCACUAGCACUGUUGCAGUAGUGGAAGAUUCUAAUACAACAGAGAUUGACAAGGAAGAGAAAAACCAAACCGCUCAAGAUCCUGACUUAACCACUGAAACAAAUCUUCAGUACGUGGGGGUGAUAAGGAGGAAAAAUGGCAUUCUGCUGCUCACCCUGGUCUCCUUUCUCAUCUUCAUACUCUUCAUCAUCGUCCAGCUCUUCAUAAUGAAGCUUCGGAAAGCACACGUGAUAUGGAAAAAAGAGAGUGAAAUUUCAGAACACACGCUGGAAAGUUACAAAUCGAGGUCAAAUAAUGAAGAAACAUCAUCCCAAGAGAAAAAGGACCAACCUUUCCACUCGAAGAGCUACAUGAACUACAUCACACGGUUGUACUCUGAAGCAAAAACAAAGCGGAAAGACGAUUCACGGAGUUCGAAAUUCAAAGGAGAGCCCGCUCACAUACCAGAGACCAUUGUGUAACGUCCUUUGCGACAGCAAAUACUGACUUCGGUGCAGCUGCAGGCCUCACAGUGGAGCAGCCCAGGGGAAGGAGCAUAGUUACGGUCACAAGAAAAAAUAUACUUUGAGUGCAAUGCAACAUGGUAGACUGCCGUGGCACCCCGCCCUGGAUUCAGGGCUGUGAAAUGAGGACCAGACCAUGGACACAAAGCUUCAUAGUUUAAAUAAAAAAAAAAAAAAAAAAAAAAAAAAAAAAAAAAAGAGAGAGAAGAGAAGAGGAAAAGAAAAGAAAAAAGAAGACGAAAAAACCUAUCAUGCCUGACACUACUUCAGAGAAGGAGGAGACUCUUAAGUCUUGGAGAUCAGGGUUGAUUGGGCCAGCUAGCAUCUUACCAUGAAGGGAAAAGGAGUUUUUAGAUGCUGGGCUUGAGCAGAACUCCUUUAAAAAAAAAUUU